Ctenocephalides felis (cat flea) is the source of this 3100-nucleotide messenger RNA. Its product is annotated as ATP-binding cassette sub-family G member 8. Gene Ontology annotation, cellular component: plasma membrane. Bases 254 to 2992 code for a protein of 912 amino acids. Gene Ontology annotation, molecular function: ABC-type transporter activity; ATP hydrolysis activity; ATP binding. The record is from RefSeq and is a predicted model, not a curated record. The transcript is spliced from 16 exons. Lineage: Eukaryota; Metazoa; Arthropoda; Insecta; Siphonaptera; Pulicidae.
AAAAUAAGCCGAAAUAUGAAAAUAAGAUACAUAACCUCAAAAUGUUUCAACACAUUUUAUUCAGUAUUCCAAUAUUAUGCAGGUCUUUUUGGAAAUAGUAUGUUUUACUGUUAUAUCCCAACCGUCAUUGUUGUGUUUCAAAAAGCAGCUGUCAACAAUGGGUGCAAAAGUGCAAAUUUUGAAUUACCUGCAUUGGAGUAUUGGAUGAUAAUUAACCCUAAAGCUAGGAAUAAACUAAAAUGAUUCGGUAGCAAUGUCUCACAUAUCGGGCGGGGCGUCGGGCGAGCGCCGAUAUUUAGUUCCGCAGGGCCACCAGCAUGCUUCACACCAAAGUAUGGCAAUGCACGGCCCGCCCGCCUCCGAGGACCUGCACGCCUGGUCAAUUUACAGGCAAAACCUGAACUCGGACUUCACAGAUUCUGCUUUGGGCAGCUCUGACAAAUCGCCGCUGCCGUACGGAAACUUUCAGCUUCGAGAUACAACGGUGCAGUCGAUAUUGUCCCAUCCUCGUUACGGUCCAAAAUCAGCACUCGGAUCUAACAUGUACACUUAUUUGAAAUUUGGAUUGCCGCGCGUUUUUCCACCCAACCAUGGCGGCAUCCGAGAUUCUCAACGAUCACGAAGACAAGCCCCACAUUCUCAAAGAUCUGGGAAUAGAGGUCGCGUAAAUAGGGGUUAUAAGAACGGAUCAUCAGGAUACGACAGUUCCGACAACGAAACAAGCAGACAUAUAAAAUUGCAGCGGAAAUACAGAAGUGACCCGGAUUUCCUCUCAAACGGACGCGGAAGUAAUGUCAGCCAAUAUAACACGCAACUAUCUGGUAUACCGUUGGUAGCGUUGCAGCAGGCUUCUAGUCGCGUAAGCGUUGCGAUGGGGCAAGGUCAUUCGCCAAAUCGACACAACGGAAGCCAAGGUGGAGGAUUAAGAAAUUAUCGUUCCGCUAGCGAAGCAAACCUUUUAUCACCUUCAUAUCCACACUAUACAAACCGAAGGGGUUCCAUUGCAGACGUUGGAACCCUUAGUGGUGACAUAGACUAUGUGAAAAGCCGAAAAGCGGAAAGCAUAAUCUCCGGAACGCAAGCACCAUCGGUAAAAGAUUAUUCGCAUAGCGUUAUGAUGUCAACGGGAAUGCCCUAUCCCAAUAUACAGUUCCUGAAUUUAGAAGUAUCAUGUUCUCCUGUUUCUAUAAUUGGAGUUUCCCUCCAAGCCAGAGCAGGCGAUCUCGUUGCCGUCAUGGCCACUGUUGAGGAACAAGGCUCGUGUUUGUUAGAAACUAUUGCCGGUGUGCGAAAAAAACUCGCCGGCGAUGCUCUACUUAACGGGCAGCACGUAAACAUGAGGGCUCUACGUAGACGGAUAUCAUGGGCGCCUCGUCGUGAAAGUUUGCAUCCUUAUAAUUCGCAUCUAACUGUUUAUACUACUUUGAAAUUUUAUUCACAACUCAAAUACCCACAAAGAGGCAAAUCUGACAUGACUGAUAGGAUAAGCAUACUCAUUGAAGAACUCGGCUUGGAGCAAGUGAAAGAUAUGACCGUUUGUCGUUUGACGGAUUCAGAAACUCAACGCCUGACAGUGGCAUGCCAACUGCUGCAGGACACUGCCAUAUUAGUUUUAGAUCAACCUACCAAGGGAAUGGAUAUAUUUGAUACUUUCUUCUUAAUUGAAUAUUUACGACAAUAUGCAGCUAAUGGCCGUAUCGUUAUACUAUCUUUGCAACCACCGACCUAUGAAAUAUUUUUGAUGUGUUCGGGCAUACUUUUGCUAUCAAGUGGUCGCGUUAUGUACUCUGGUUCAAGAAUUGGUUUUGUGGAACAUUUCUCAAACGUUGGAUACCCAUGUCCAAUGUACAAAAACCCUUCUGAUUAUUAUUUGGAUUUAGUAACUUUAGACGAUUUAUCGUCGGCUGCGAUGCUCGAAUCUUCCGGAAGAAUAGAAUCACUUGCAGAAAUGUGGGCGUCGCAAGGAUUACCUAACUUACUUCCAGAUCCUCCCGCUGCUCUUCCGGAAGGAAUUGUUAAACCUAAUGCCUUUAUGCAGGCUAUAAUUAUUUUGAAACUAUUUCUGGUAUACAGCCAACCUAAUACAAUAGUCAGUUGGGUUUUUCGUCUAUUCCUGUCAAUUGUUAUGUCACUUGCUAUUGGUGCUAUAUUCUGGGAUUUGCCAUCGUCUGAUCCACAAUUAAAUUUAAAUGAUAGGAUUGGGUAUCACUAUGCGGUAUCUGCCGUCUGCAUUUGGCCUAUAUUACUUUGUGCAAUUUAUAGAGAUAUGAAAAAUAUCAAAAGUGUGGAACGAGAUGUGAGAAUGGGAAUGUACGGCCGUUUUACAUAUAUUUUUGUAAAGCUUUUAUUUUCGAUACCUCCGAGUAUAUGUAUAUGGGUAGCAUAUAUUGCGCCAGCUCAUACAAUGACUGGUAUGAUGUCAUAUACAAAUCUACAAACUGUGGGAUAUUCUGCAAUAUAUACUUAUAUAGGUUACAUGGUUUUAUAUUUGAUGGCCAUACAACUUUCGGUUACAUUUAUCACGCAUCUAGUCCGUGGACAAAUAACAUCUAUUCUGAUAGCAUCUGCUGUUAUUAUGUUCACGCUUUUGUCAAGUGGUUUGACUGUACACAGCCUCGACUUAGGUUCUUACAUAAAAUGGAUGGAACUAACCUCUCCAUUGAGAUGGUUAUUACCUGUAAUAACAGCAAAAGAAUUUAACCCAGAGACUAUACAAGCGACGACUAGUCAUUUAUUGUGUAGGAAUAAACAGGUUCAAAAUCAGGACAUUAUAGUGCAGAUGCAAUGUCCACCGCCCAAUGGUACACAUGCUUUAGCAUCUUUUCGGUUGCUACCAGAAAAUCAUGCAUUGGAUCCUCGUGAUAUGGAAACCAGCACGGCCCUCGCACUAGCAUUAACGUGUGUUGGAGCAGUAAUUCUAACAAUAGCAGCAUUUACUGCUAAAUGUUCAAGUUCUUGCAGGUCGAAUAAACGAAAACAAACCAGGCUUUGAAUUCUAUUUGAUAUAGGAAUCGCAUUUUUAAAAGACCAUUGAGAAUUUUCAUUUCUCUACUAACAAUGGAAGUCUUUUUAUUACAAAAUAAUGUAAGUUGGUAUGAAU